AUGAUUGAUCCAAGGGAUGAAGUUGUCAACAAGGAUGACUUACUUAGUGAUGACUCUUCGGAUGAAUUGAAAGAUCUAUACAAAGAGUUCGAGCUCAAGUACCAAGCCAUCAAGAGGAAAGAGUUGGAAAAGAAGAAUAAACAGAAUGAUUCAACAAAGAUUUCUCACGAGACGAAUGUUACAGUUGUACCAAGGUCUCCGAGCAAAAUAGAUAAGCCAGUUGAAGCACCAAAUAAAUUGAAAAAAGAAGUUGAUUUACCGUUGCCAAACACGAAGAAAGCGUCGGAAUUUUUAUCUCAGUUGUACAAUGCAAACAUGACAAAAUCUCAAGAAAAGUAUGAAGGAAUAGAUUACAGUUUGCGCAAAUUCGAAUUCGAUUUCACCGACUGCAAAUCUAAACCAAGGGACGUUGUUGACGAUUUAUGCCCUUUGUCGGGCCUUUACUUGAGACGAAGAUAUUACCCCAAAGACAAAGUGAAUCAACUCAUUAAGAAAACCGACGAAAAUAUGAAAAUCCUUAAAAUUGACAAAAUGUUAGCAAAGACAAACAAGACGAAUAAUUAUCGCGAACCAAUGUAUACCAACUGGUGUCUAGUUGGAUUUGUGUUGCACAAAUCAGAGGUUUUAUACACGAAAAACGAUAAGAAAUACAUGAAACUAAAAAUAGGUGGUUUUCAAAAUAGUAUAGAAUUGCUACUAUUUGACGGGGCAUUUGAGAAAAAUCACAAGCUACAACAAGGCGAUUUAAUCUUGGUGUUAAACCCUAUUGUGAAUAAGUAUGAGAUCAAAGUCAAUGAACAUGUUUCCAAGACGGGGUUUAAUUUGAAGCUUGAUGGAUCGAAUAUCAAUAGUAUUUUGGAAAUUGGUGCAAUAAGAGAUUUUGCAAUUUGUCGAUUUGUGAAAAAGUUAGACAACCAAAGGUGUACCAAUGUUGUUAACGUCACUAAACAACACUUGUGUGACAUUCACUUGGAUAACAAAUUCAGACGGAGUACAAGAAUGGAAUUGAAUGGAGUAUCGUUGAGAUCACCCACCAAGAAUAAAACAAAAGUGUUUCUCAACAUGAACAAGAGUCUGAACCCGAGCAACUCCACUGGGUUUAUGAGAGAAUAUAAUGAAGAUUCGACAUUUACCACCUCGGGUUCUGGAAAGAUUGAUUCGAGAAAAUACCAGGAUCCAAAAUUAUUGCAAACACAAUUGAAAAAAAGAAAAUUGCAAAAUGAUCGAGCAAAUGAGUUGUUGGAGAGGAAAUUGUCCAAACUAUCAUCAAGAAAUCCCAUCGUUGAAAGCUUGAAUAUCAAGAAUAGAAGUGGUGAAUCAAUCCGACAAAACCCCCAAUCCAGCCAUUUUCCCUCAUCGAUGAUAUCUAAAAUAGGAUUUGACCCAACUAAUCAAGACAAUGAUAAAUCCAAAGAGACACAUCCAGAAAGACUUCAAGAAUUGUACGAACUAAGUGCAAAAUGCUCAACCAAUAAGUCACUUGUGUCCUCUCUGGAUGAUAAAAGGAGUAAAUUACAAAAGUGGCAGAAAAAUAUAAACACCUUGAAAAACUACGACUCGAAAUUAAUGGAGCUGAAUUUGAAUUUGAGCAAACCUGUGGUUAAUAGUAUAAAGAAGGUGGGUGUGGUGCAGAAUAGAGUAACAAAAACUAGCCGCGUCGUUUUCAGUGAUGAGGAUGAUGAUGAUGAAAUUAACGAUAAGCGUAUUGACGAUGAUGACGAUGAUGACUUAAAUAUAGUCUUUGGUAAUGAUGACAUGAAGGCUAAGUAUGAAAAAGUGGUAGGUAGAUAG
Messenger RNA from Lodderomyces orthopsilosis Co 90-125, 1791 nucleotides. RefSeq lists its product as uncharacterized. Gene Ontology annotation, cellular component: replication fork protection complex; nucleus. The record is from RefSeq and is a predicted model, not a curated record. Gene Ontology annotation, biological process: DNA replication initiation; DNA replication. Lineage: Eukaryota; Fungi; Ascomycota; Pichiomycetes; Serinales; Debaryomycetaceae. Gene Ontology annotation, molecular function: DNA replication origin binding; single-stranded DNA binding. The transcript has a single exon. Bases 1 to 1791 code for a protein of 596 amino acids.